Messenger RNA from Strongylocentrotus purpuratus (purple sea urchin), 2217 nucleotides. RefSeq names its product synaptotagmin-5. NCBI's taxonomy places the organism in Eukaryota, Metazoa, Echinodermata, Echinoidea, Camarodonta, Strongylocentrotidae. The transcript has 7 exons. Gene Ontology annotation, biological process: calcium-ion regulated exocytosis; regulation of dopamine secretion; cellular response to calcium ion. The coding region runs from base 111 to 2012 and encodes 633 amino acids. Gene Ontology annotation, molecular function: syntaxin binding; phosphatidylserine binding; calcium-dependent phospholipid binding. The record is from RefSeq and is a predicted model, not a curated record.
UGACUCCCCCGCGUGCAGGUACAUGGCGUUUUUGGAAAUGUAACCAGGACUUUUCCACAUAAUUCAGAUCCGUUAAAACUGGCAGCAGUAGAACUUAACUCCGGAAGAUCAUGGAUUUUUUUAAUUUGUUGCUGGAUCAAACUAAGACAACUGAAAAUGAUGAAAGUUUGCGGUAUAUGGAAUAUAUCCUACGUCAAGACUUGAUCAAAUAUGGAGAAACAGGAGGUGACACCACUGCAACUGAAACUCAAUCUUCUUACAUCUCUCCAGCAAGAGGACGCUUAGGUGAAGUUUUGGGGGAAACAUCUUACAGUGAUUUUGAGGGUGUCGAAGAUGAGGGGGAUUUGACGAUUUACCAUAGAGGAGACACAGGCCCAACCUCUUCCCGAGCAAACACCAUGGCUUCGGUUGUGCCAAGCACCGGUUUGGUAACGUACAAAGCACGCACAACCACUGUGCCUAGCACCGAAGCCUUACACUCCGCAGUACCGAUGAAGGCAACACCGGGGAAACCUGACACCGGAGGUCCGAAUCACGUCGUGCGUGUGCCAGUUGCCAGUGCGGUCACAAUCUGCAUCUUUGUCGAAGUCUUUGUCUUUGCCUUCAUGCUCGUCUUCGUGAUCGUCCAAGUCAGGCGUAUGAUGAAAAACCGCGGCGAUGUACCGGAGAAAGUCGUAGAUGACAUCGAGAAGGGGAACGGGAGUGAUGAUUUUUCGUCCGGUGUGAGCUGCAGCACCUCGACGCCGAAUUCUCGUCGAGGGUCGGUCUAUCCAGGUUUGUGCAGCGCCCUCUCGGAAAACCUUCACUACAUGCUGUCUCCUAUUGAUUCUCAAGGGCAGGGCAUGAGGUCUUCCUUUUCAUGUUCUCACAGCGUCCCAAUUGAUGUCAAGCCUAAACAGAUCCAAGGCUGCUUGUCGGAGGAGAGACAACGUAGCAGCACCUGGCUCGAUUUCUCCCCCGAGUCGAAGAGGGCGUUAUACUCCAUGUCGAGGUCACGGUCAACCCCUGAGCACCUCGCCGCCCGGGCAUCGAUGAGCUCCAGCAGUGACGUGGUUGAGACCCACAUCGGCAGGCUUAACACGGGCAUCUACAAGCGAGAGGAGCUGGCGGCCAAGUUCGUCGGCAAGUGGAGACAGAAGAAGGGCAAGAAGGAGAUCAGCAAGCUCACCUUCAAGGUCACCUACGACUCGGAGAUCGAGCUUCUGACCGUAUUCGUCGACAGCGUACUCAACCUGCCUCAACCAGUGAAAGAUGGAAACGGAGAUGUCUUCGUCAAGAUCGCCCUCGAUCCAGACCACAAGCGGAGGUCGAUGAACUCGAGUAUCCGUCAUGGCACCCGGAGUCCCGAGUUCAAACAGAACUUCUCCUUCCGCAUCGCUCGCGGUGCUGUUAGUGAGAUGCGCAUCAAGUUUACUGUGUGCGAAUAUGACCAGUAUUCUCACCCGAUCGCCGUCGGGUGCGUCGACUUCGCGCUAUCCGAACACGAGCUCGACCAUGGAGCUGAUGCCGACGACAAGGUCAUUCAGCGGGAUCUCGAGAAACCAGAGAAGGAAGAAGACGAGGCAUUAAUGGGAGACCUCAUGAUCUCACUCACCUAUCUACCCAAUGCAGAACGCGUCAACCUUAUCAUCAUGAAAGCACGCAACAUACGACUACCAGAGUGGGGCGACAUGGAGGUCGGACGAUCAAUUCUUGACACCUUCGUGAAGAUAACCAUCAUGAGAUGCGGCAAGGUGAUGAAACACAAGAACACCAAAGUAGUACGACGCUCCUGCUCUCCGGUUUUUAACGAAGCCUUCUCCAUCGACCGAAUGCGUCUCUCGGAAAUGCCCGAAUGCUGCUUCGUGCUCUCGGUCUGCACUCGGAUCAAUCAUUUCCGAAGCCACCGCAUCAUCGGGCGGUGCGUCUUAGGCGGAAAGGAUUGCGCCGUCGGUGACGGACUGGCGCACUGGAACGAGAUGUCUGAUACGCCCCGGAGUAUCGUGGCAAGGUGGCACAAGAUUCAGCGAUAGUCGACCAAUGGCGUUCUCAAAUUAUGUCUAGUUUUUGAUCAAGAAAAUGCAUUAAUUUGCUCAGUAUAUUUUAAUAUAGAGUUGAUGGCGUUCUGGCUCUCAAUUAACAGACAAAGAUUAAUUCGUAAGCCAUCUAUGCCUCCUGUAAUUUAAUGCUACUAAAAAGAAUGUCGUUUAAGCUCUCGUUAUGAAACUUUUCGGGGCA